AUGUCAUAAAAAAAGCCACUUCUUAUAAUUAAAAAUUCUUAAUCUCCAGGUGUUAUAUCAAGAGUUUUUUUCCUUUAUGUGUUUCCUUUAUUGAGGAAAGCUAACAAAACUCCUUUAUAGUUUGAAAUGAUUUAAGACUUAUAAAUAGAUGAUUAAAGCGAAUCAUUGUUUAAUAGAAUGAAUAAAACAUUCUUAGUUUAAAAAAAUAGCCGAUUUGCACUUUACAAAUCUCUUUUUAUAACAUUUAAAAGUAUUUUCUAAAUAGUAAUCAUAGAAUCGUUUAUUAUAGUGUUCAUUAUAAUAUUACUUUAGAAUGUGUGUUUAAUGUAUGGUCCUAUAAUGAUUCGUUAAACUCUCUCUUAUAUUGACUAUUCUGAACAUACAUUAGGUAAAAGUUUUGAAUGGUUGGGAAUAAUAAUUGCAGUGAGAUUUUUUAAUGUGAUAUCUUAUUAACAUAGUUUCUAUAUGUUGGUAAUUUAAAUGAUAAUAAUAAUAGACAAAAUUAGCAUAUGAUUAACAUUCAGCAGUGAGCGUUUUCCUAAUGAAAAAAACUCUGAAUGUGUCUUUUUAAAGUAAUAAACAAUAUAAAGCAGGAGAAAUAAUGAAUUUAAUGCAAGUAGAUUUAUAAAGAAUUUUAAAUUUAAAUAUUGCGAUUGCUUAGGUAAUAUUUCUACCAUUUUAAAUUGGAAUAUCAUUUUUUUUAUUAUUUGAUUUUAUCGGAAUAUCAUGUUUAGCAGGUUUAGGAAUAAUGAUUAUGGGAUUAUUGGCUAAUUUUUUACUUGGAAGACGGGGUUGGAGACUUUAAAAAUAAGUAAUGAUAGCAAAAGAUAAAAGAACAAAAUAAGCAUAUGAAAUUUUUUCAUAGAUAAAAUUCAUCAAAGCAAAUGCUUUUGAAGAAUAUUUUAAAAAUAAAUUACUUGAAUGUAGAAAAAAAGAAAUUGAAUCUAUUCAUAAGAAGAAUAUUGUAAGUGGUUUAUUUACAUUUACAUUUUUAAUGACACCAUAAAUAACAUUAAAUAUUACUUUAGCUAUUUAUAUCUGGUUAUAACAUAAUCUUACACCUGCAGAAACAUUUUCGAUAAUUAGUUUAUUUAGUAUAUUGUAAUAAUCAGCUAUUGGUUUACCAAGAUUUAUUAAUUAAAUAAUAGAAGGAAAUAUAAGUAUUAAAAGAAUUUAGAAUUAUUUAUUAACAGAUGAGUUAAUGAAUGAUUGUAUAUAAAAUGUAAACGAUAUCCUUGUAGAUUCAAUUAAUAUAGAAGGAAGUUUCUAUUGGGAUAAAAUUAGAAAUUAAGAGAAGCCAAAUAAAUAUACAUAAGUAAUACCUGAGAAUUAAAUAUCUUAAUCUUAAAUAUCUGAUACUUAAAUAUCUGAGAAUUAAAUAAUAGAUCCAAUAUUAAAAAAUAUAAAAUUAAAAAUAGAUAUUGGUGAAUUUGUUACAAUAAUAGGAGAGUAAUAAAUAUAUAAUAUAAUAUAGUGUUGCAAGUGGUAAAAGUUCAUUAAUAAGUGCAAUUUUAGGAGAAAUGGUUUAUAAUGAUUCUGGGUUUGCACCAAAAAUAAAGAUUAAUGGAAAAAUAGCAUAUGUAAGUUAGAAAAGUUGGAUAUAAAAUGCAACUUUGAAAGAUAAUAUAUUGUUUGGUCUUCCUUAUGAUGAAACUAAAUAUUAGGAUGCUAUAAAAUAUUCAUGUCUUGAAUAAGAUAUAAAAACAUUAGAUAAAGGUGAAUUCACAAUGAUAGGAGAAAAAGGUGUUAAUUUAAGUGGAGGAUAAAAAGCUAGAGUUAGUUUAGCCAGAGCAUUAUAUAGUAAUUCUGAUAUUUAUUUAUUGGAUGAUUUAAUAAGUGCAGUUGAUAUGCAUGUUGGUAAAUUUAUUAUAGAAAAAUGUUUAUGUGAAUAUUUAAAUGGUAAAACUAUUGUUUUAAUUACUCAUGCUCUUUAUUCUUGUUAAUAUGCUGAUAGAAUUAUUUUAAUGGAUAAUGGAUAAAUUAUAAAGGAAGGUAAUAUUGAUGAAAUUAAAUAAUGCGAAAAAUUUGAUUAAAUUUAUUAAAAAUAUUUCAAAGAACAUAAAAAUGAAAAUGAAGAUGAUUAAGAUGAAUAAUUAGAAAUUCUAAAUUUAUAAAAAAAAAGAAAAUCAUCUAAUUAAUAGAUUGAUAAUACUAAAAAAGAUAUAAUAGAUGAUUUAAUGAUUUUAGAAGAUAGAAAAGUUGGAAGUGUUUAGAUGGAUGUAUUUAAAGAAUAUUUUUAUUUGAGUGGAGGUUAUCUAUUUUUUACUUUUAAUUUAAUUAUUGUUAUUAUUUAAGUUGUAACUAGAUUUGGAUCAUAAAUUUGGUUAGCUCAUUGGUCUGGAUAAUAAGACUUAUCAUAUGAUGAUAAUUUACAUAAUCUUAUGAUUUUUUCAUUCUUUUCUUUGAGUUUUGGCUUUUUUGCUUUAAUUCGCCUUUUAAUUUUAGCUAAAGAAAAUGUAAAUAUUGCAAAUAAAGUACAUUCUAGAAUGAUUGAGUAAUUCUUUUUUUAGAUUAUUUUUAGAUAAUUACUUUAUGCACCGCUUUGUUCAUUUUUUGAAAGAAUUCCAUUAGGAGUAUUAAUGAAUCGAUUAACUAAAGAUUAAUCUGUUUUAGAUACUGAACUUUUAUGGACAAUAUCAAUUUUAUAAGUAAGUUGUGCAAGUUUUAUUGGUAUUUCAAUUAUUAAUUAUUUAUAGCAAGUACACUUAUUAAUGUUUUAAGUAGUUCAUAUUAUAUUAUAUUUCCUGUUCUAAUAUUUUUAUAUGCUGUUUGGAAAGUUUAAAGAUUUUAUAUGGCUGCAAAUCGAGAACUAUAUAGAUUAGAAUCAAUUAGUAAAAGUCCAAUCUUGAGUUUCUUUUCUGAAACAGUCAAUGGAUUAAAUAUUAUAAGAGCUUUUGGAAAAUAAGAUAAAUUUUUGGAAAGACACUCUAAAAAUAUAGAUUUGAAUAGAAAAAUUCAAAUAGUUUAAUUGUAAAUAACAACAUGGUUUUCUAUGAAUUUAACAUUUACAAGUUUGAUGGUAAAUAUUUCUGCAAUUGCAUUUGUAUUAUUUUUUGGAAGUGACAGUCCUGCAUUAGCUGGUUUAUUAAUGACAGUAGCAACAGUAAUUGAUAAUAGUUUAUAAUCAUCAAUUAAUUCAAUAACAUAAGCUGAAACCUAAUUUAUAUCAUUUGAAAGAUGUCUAUCAUUUGCUAAAGUUGAACAUGAAAAUGGAUAUAAACAAAAAAAAGAUUAUAUCUUAAAUUGGCCUUAAGUAGGAGAUAUUCACAUAGAUUCAUUAGUUGUUAAAUAUAGAGAAAAUUUAUAACCAGCAUUAAAAGGUCUAAAUGUUGUAAUAAAAAGAUAAGAAAAGAUUGGAGUAGUUGGUAGAACUGGAGCUGGAAAAUCUACUGUUACUUUAUCACUUCUAAGAAUUCUUGAAGCUUCAAAUGGAUCUAUUAUAAUUGAUGGAGUUGAUAUAUCAACUUUAAAUUUAAAAUAACUCAGAGAAUCCAUUACAAUGAUUUUAUAAGAUUCAACUCUAUUUGAAGGAACUUUAAGAGAAAAUCUUGAUCCUCUCCAUAAACAUACAGAUUAAGAACUUAAUAAUGUUGCCUUAUAAUGUUGUUUGGGAGAUUUAUUAUUAUAAAAAAAUGGUUUAAAUACUGAAAUAUCAGAAAAUGGAGAUAAUUUGAGUGCUGGGGAAAAAUAGCUUAUAUCUAUAGCUAGAGCAGUUUUGAAAUAGUCUUAGAUAAUUUUAAUAGAUGAAGCAACAGCUAAUAUAGAUAUUGAGACAGAAUCAAAAAUCUAACAGACAAUUUAAACAGCUUUUAAAAAAUGCACAGUAAUAACGAUUGCUCACAGAAUUAAUACUAUAAUGCAUAGUGAUAAGUAUUAUUUGUUAGGAAUAAAUUUAGAAUAUUAGUGAUAGAUCAAGGAUAGGCUAAAGAGUUUGACGAACCUUAAAAUUUAUUAGAAGAUAAGAGUUCAAUUUUUUAUAGUUUGUAUUUACAAGGAAAAAAAAGUAAUAAGAUCUGA
Molecule: messenger RNA, 4017 nt
Organism: Paramecium sonneborni
Lineage: Eukaryota; Ciliophora; Oligohymenophorea; Peniculida; Parameciidae
Source: the annotation of a GenBank genome assembly